This is a messenger RNA of Pangasianodon hypophthalmus (striped catfish), 4611 nucleotides long. It is a transcript of the gene trpm4a, whose product is annotated as transient receptor potential cation channel, subfamily M, member 4a. The record is from RefSeq and is a predicted model, not a curated record. Gene Ontology annotation, biological process: calcium ion transmembrane transport. Lineage: Eukaryota; Metazoa; Chordata; Actinopteri; Siluriformes; Pangasiidae. Gene Ontology annotation, molecular function: ligand-gated calcium channel activity; calcium-activated cation channel activity. The coding region runs from base 232 to 4059 and encodes 1275 amino acids. Gene Ontology annotation, cellular component: membrane. The transcript is spliced from 29 exons.
GCUCGCGACGGAAAUGCGUCGGACAGGUGAGUGCGAGCGGCGGCGCGCGGGUGGGGCUCUGCGCUCGUGCAUGUAGCUCCUAACAAAAGUGGGGGGAAAAGAUUUAGAAAGAGAGGAAGCAGCUUUUCUAUGGCGUCCGAGAAUCUGCUGGAGAGAGGAAGAGCUUCUCCUCGGAGUGUUUAUUAGAGCGCGCGCAGGAACCGGAGGAGAGCCGAGCAGGAGGAAAGAGACAUGACUUCCACAGACAGAGAGAGCGAGGUGGUCAGGGACGGGUGCAGAACUGGAGACAAAGAUCAGAGUUGGAUCCCGAAGGUGAUAAAGAAGAGAGUGUGCACGGCGUUUGUGGAGGAUCCUCUCAGUAAUGGAGAUCAGUGUCAGUGCGGUGGGGCUCGUGGUCUUCAUGGCUCUGUAGCUACAGGUGAUUAUUUCGGCUCUGCUAUCGUGACGCAGUGGGACUCGUCCAAACACACGUCCGAGUGUCCAUCCGACGCUUUCGGAGAGCUCAAGUUUGCCGGCAUCGCUCGCAGACAAAGUCAUUUCCUGCGUCUGUCAUGCGACACUCCCGCUUCGCUCGUCUACGCCAUCCUGACUCAGCACUGGGGUCUGCCGCCUCCCAACCUGGUGGUGUCGGUGGUGGGGGGCGUCGGCCAGGAGAAGGUCAGGAGCUGGGUACGAGAGGUGGUGAGACAGGGGCUGGUGCGAGCCGCACAGAGCACAGGUGCCUGGAUCGUGACGGGUGGGCUGAGGGAGGGCGUGGGCCGCUGCGUCGGCGAGGCGGUCAGGGAUCACGGAACUGCGGCUGCGUCUCAGUCCAAAGUGGUGGCUCUGGGCGUGGCCCCCUGGGGCCUGGUGGCCAACCGACAUCAACUCGUCAACGCUGAGGGCAGCUUCCCGGCCAGAUAUUAUGUUCAGAACACGUCACGGGACUCGUGUUACCUGGACAGUAACUAUCAGGCCUUCCUCCUGGUGGAUGAUGGGAGCGUCGGCCGCCGGGGUGGAGAGACGAGCUUCAUAACCAACCUGGAGAAAUUCAUCUCUCAUCAGCGCACCGGGAUCUGGGGCAGUGGGAGUAUCGAGAUCCCUGUGCUGUGUAUGCUGAUUUCUGGCGAUGCGUCUGUGCUGAAGAGGAUGGACAUGUCUCUGAAGAAGACCACGCCCUGGUUGGUGUUGAACGGUUCGGGUCCUGCGGCGGACAUGAUCUCGGAGCUGCUGAGUGACCUGAGCCGUGCGGCGUCUCCAGUGGACGGUGAGGGCAGAGACAGCUCCAGCUUCAACCACGAGCUCAGAGACCGAGUGCGAGAGAUCAUCAAGAAACAUUUCCCCUUGGAGAAAACGCUGGAGAAGCUGGUGGACCAGGCUCUGAGUAUCUAUCAGAAAAGAUCUCUGAUCACGGUGUUCCACGGGGAACAGGACAGUCCUGAUGAUUUCGACACGGUCAUCCUGAGAGCCCUGGUGCGAGCCAGUAAGCAGGUGAACAGUAACUCCAGUGAGUACACAGAGGAGCUGAAGUUGGCCGUGGCCUGGAACAGAGUGGACAUCGCAAAGAGCGAGCUGUUCAACGGCGACAUCCAGUGGAAGUAUGAUGAUCUGAAGGACUCCAUGACGGAUGCUCUGGUGAACGAUAAGCCUCAGUUUGUUCGUCUCUUCACUGAGAACGGUCUGAACAUUCUGGAGUAUCUGACGUAUGAGCGUUUGGAGAGUCUGUACCAGUCUCUCUCCAGCAGCACGCUGGCCUACACCCUGCUGCAGACGUGGCUGAGGGAGAGACACAGCCUGGCCUCCUCUCAGACCUGCUCUCCCGACUCGGACGGCGGGAACUGCAAGGGCCUGAAGAGUCCCGUGACGGGGCCGUCGAGCGCCCGCGGGCUCAGCCUGUUUGAGGUUUCACGGUUAUUGGGGGAAGUUUUCGGAGGCAUGUGCCAGCCGUUUUAUUACGUCCCCCUCGGCCUGGAGCCUGGAGUGAGCUUGAGGAAAGCAGCAAAGCAUGUGAAUAAGAUUCUGCAGGGUGACUGUGCGUACCGUCAUCAGCAGGUUGCGUUCCCCUGGUCCUCUCUCUUCAUCUGGGCCAUUCUGCAGAACCGCAGUGAGAUGGCCAUUUUCUUCUGGGAGAUGGCGGGCGAGUCUGUAAUGAGCGCGCUCAGUGCGUGUAAGAUCCUCCGAGAGCUGUCCAAGCUGGAAAACGAGACAGAGACCUGUUUGUCCAUGAAGGACCUGGCGCAGAAGUUCGAGAUCCUGGCUCAUGACAUGUUUAGCGCCUGCUGCCAGAGCAACGAGACUCGCUCCCUCACGCUGCUCAUAAGGAUGUCCCCGUUUUGGGGCGGAGCUACGUGUCUACAGAUGGCCACGGCGGCCGACGCACGACUCUUCUUCAGCCAUGACGGUGUGCAGACUCUGCUGGCUCAGAUCUGGUGGGGUGACAUGCACAGCCGCACUGAAGUGUGGAAACUCAUCAUGACGUUCUUCCUACCUCCUCUCAUCUACACCAACCUCAUCACCUUCAGAGAGCAUCAGGAGAGACACAAAGAUGGUUUGGAGGGGUCGCGCACCGUAGCGUUCUCUCUGCCUGAUAUCACACAGCACAUGGAUGAUGACAUUAAAUUGGAGGAUAACGCUCACGGUGGAGAAGGGGACAAUGUCGACGGCAGUCACAUCUAUUCUCUCACUGACAUCACACACACGGAUGAGGAUCUGGAGGAACACACUGCCUUAACCAAAGACUAUAAAGGGAAACAUGCUUCUGUCCACAAACACCCGUACGUCGUACACCGAUGGCGGCAGUUCUGGUUCGCGCCCGUCACUUCGUUUCUAGGCAACGUGCUAAUGUACUUCCUCUUCCUCAUCCUAUUCGCUUACGUCCUAUUGGUCGAAUUCAAACCUCCGCCUCCGGUUGGCCCCGCCCCCAUUGAGUAUUUGUUGUACUUUUGGGUGUUUACUCUGGUCUGUGAGGAGAUUCGACAGUCUUUCGUCAGCGGCUCAGGGAGUUUUUCUCAGAGUAUGGAGUUGUACAUCCAGGACAUGUGGAACAAGUGCGACCUCACGGCCAUCGUCCUCUUCAUCCUCGGCCUCAUCUGCAGGAUGUUCGACUGGUCGUAUGAGUUCGGUCGCUCGGUGCUGUGUGUGGACUACAUGGUCUUCACUCUUCGACUCAUUCACAUCUUCGCCGUUAACAAACACCUCGGACCCAAAAUCAUCAUCGUCGGCAAAAUGGUGAAGGAUGUUUUCUUCUUCCUGUUCUUCCUGGGAGUCUGGCUAUUGGCUUACGGCGUGGCCAAUCAGGCGCUGAUCUACGCUUAUGACCCUCGACCUUACUGGGUGAUUCGCAGAGUUUUCUACAGACCGUACCUGCACAUCUUCGGGCAGAUCCCACUGGAUGAAAUAGAUGCUCAUAAGCGUAUACAGAAGGUUUGCACCAACAACGUGACUCUGAUCCAGCAGGGAGCCGAACCGUGUCCGCAGUCAGAAGCCAACUGGCUCGUCCUCAUCCUGCUGUCCAUCUACCUGCUGGUCACCAACGUCCUGCUGCUCAACCUCCUCAUCGCCAUGUUCAGCUACACGUUCAGUAAGGUACAGGAGCACAGUGACGUUCACUGGAAGUUCCAGCGCUAUAACCUGAUAGUGGAGUAUCACUCUCGCCCGUGCCUGGCUCCGCCCUUCAUCAUCCUCUCUCACCUGCGGCUCUUCAUCAAGAGAACCAUCCGCAAAGUUCCUUCUGUCAAAAUCAAACACUUCAUGUUGGAUCUGAGAGGUAGGAAGGCGAGCAGGUUGAACACGUGGGAAGCGGUACAGAAGGAGAAUUUGCUCUCGACUCAGAGUAAGAAGCUCAGAGACAGCGACACCGAGCGACUCAGACGCACGUCUGCCAAGGUGGACAGCAUGCUGAAGCAGAUGGCAGAGAUUCGAGAUCAAGACCGCAGAUUGAGAAUGCUGGAGUCUGAGUUGGAGUACUGCUCUAGCUCCCUCUCGUGGAUAAUGGAAGAACUGGCGCAGAGUGACCUGAUCAAACACACCCGUCGCCCCCCCGUCCACCGAGAGUCGGUCCCACCAACUUCUCCCACAUGAGACAACAGCAAACAGACGAGUCUCCAAACCAAAGGAGCUUCUGGAUUUCCUUUUGCACAAACAUGUCAAAGAUGAAGAUGAUGUUGAUGAUGAUGAUGAUGAUGAUGAUGAUAUCUCCCUUUCUGAAAAAAAGACUUGCAGUUGUGGGAGAGAAACAUGUUUCACCGACACUCUUGCAUUUCAAUGUUGUUUUUUUUUAUAAUAAACACCAAAUAUGAAAACCUCAGUGUUCCUGCUCACAUGUCUGACAGGAUCACAACUCAGUUCAGUCACAUCUCAGAACAGAUCUGUAAAGAUGUCCAGACUCUCCCUUCUUCUUUUUUUAAUAUAUAUAUGAUUUGUAUUUUAUUUUUUAUAGAUUUCAGUUGAGUCAGUUAAUGAAACAGUGAUUACAGGUGAAAUGUAAUGUAAAAUCUGUUGUUUGUUUUGUAGGGGAAUGUGAUUCAAGGGUCUUUAAAAGCUCUCAUAUGUGUUCUGAGUUGCAUUAGAUGUUUUCUAUGAGUUGAUUUUUAAAUUUUCUAAAUAUAAAAAUCAUUUGAUUAUUACGCUUCA